Lycium barbarum (goji berry) is the source of this 561-nucleotide messenger RNA. Its product is annotated as fatty acyl-CoA reductase 3-like. Gene Ontology annotation, biological process: long-chain fatty-acyl-CoA metabolic process; suberin biosynthetic process. The record is from RefSeq and is a predicted model, not a curated record. Lineage: Eukaryota; Viridiplantae; Streptophyta; Magnoliopsida; Solanales; Solanaceae. The transcript has 5 exons. Gene Ontology annotation, molecular function: alcohol-forming very long-chain fatty acyl-CoA reductase (NADP+) activity. The coding region runs from base 1 to 561 and encodes 186 amino acids. Gene Ontology annotation, cellular component: intracellular membrane-bounded organelle.
AUGUGCAGAGAAAUAGACAUAAUUGUAAACUCUGCUGCAACAACUAGAUUUGAUGAAAGAUUUGAUACUGCAAUAAGGAUCAAUACACUGGGUGCCGUAAAUGUCGUCAAAUUUUCCAAGCAGUGUACAAAACUAAAGAUGCUUCUCCAUGUAAGCACAGCCUGUGUUUGUGGCGAAAAGGAAGGAUUGAUACUAGAAAAGCCAUUGAACUAUGGCGAGACGCUUAAUGGAAGCUCUCGCUUAGACAUUGACGUGGAGAAAAAGCUGGUAGAGGAGACACUGAAGGACCUUCAAGAUAGGAAUGCCACCGAAAAAGAAGUUUUAGCUAUGAGAAUUUUAGGUAUUGAGAGGGCAAGGCUACAUGGAUGGCCAAACACAUACACAUUCACAAAAGCAAUGGGAGGGAUGCUUUUGGGACACCUCAAGGAGGAUCUCCAACUCAUAAUCCUCCGGCCAACAAUUAUAUUAAGCACCUACAAGGAGCCAUUCCCUGGAUGGAUUGAAGGAUCGAGUCAACGUGGUCUUGGAGAUGGAAUUAAUGACUCGCCAACCAACAAUUAA